UUCUUUUUCUCUCACAGAUAACCUCCUAGUUUUUACUGUAGCAACUAAAGAAACCGAUGGCUUUCAUCGCUUCAUGCAAACUGCAAAGCACUUCAACUACACAGUGAAGGUACUGGAAAAGGUGAAGAGUGGAAAGGUGGUGAGUUGGCAAACUCCAUUGGUGGAGGGCAGAAAGUCCGACUGCUGAAAGAAGGCAUACAGGGCUAUGCUGAUCAAGAGGACUUGAUUGUAAUGUUUGUUGAAUGCUAUGAUGUAAUCUUUGCGGGAGGACCUGAAGAAUUGUUAAAGAAAUUUCAGGAAACAAAUCAUAAAGUAGUGUUUGCAGCAGAUGGACUAAUUUGGCCAGAUAAAAGGCUAGCUGACAAGUAUCCUGCGGUCCGGAGUGGAAAACGAUUCCUGAACUCAGGAGGAUUUAUUGGUUAUGCUCCGUAUAUAAAUCGUAUUGUGCAGCAAUGGGAUCUGCAGGAUAAUGACGAUGACCAGCUGUUUUACACCAAAAUCUAUGUUGACCCAUUGGCGAGGGAAAGCCUGAACAUUACUUUGGACCACAAGUGUGCUAUUUUCCAGACUUUAAAUGGAGCUGUUGAUGAAGUUCAUCUGAAUUUUGAAGAAGGGAAAGUAAGAGCAAGGAAUUCUGCAUAUGAAACAUUACCGAUCACUGUUCUCGGAAAUGGUCCAACUAAAAUUUACUUGAAUUACUUGGGAAAUUAUAUUCCCAAUGCUUGGACACGGGAAACUGGAUGCAGUAUUUGUGAUUUAGACAUGCUGGAUCUGUCAACAGUAACGGAAUAUCCCAGCGUAAAAAUUGGUGUUUUCAUUGAACAACCCACUCCUUUCCUACCUAAAUUUUUAGACAGACUGUUGACUCUGGAUUACCCAAAGGAGGCUCUCAGUGUUUUCAUUCAUAACAAUGAGGUUUACCAUGAAAAGCACAUCAAGAAAUUCUGGGAAAAAGCCAAGAACAUUAUCAGAAAUAUAAAAAUUGUUGGACCUGAAGAAAAUCUGAGUCAAGCAGAAGCCCGGAACAUGGGAAUGGACCUUUGUCGCCAGGAUGAAGCAUGCGAAUACUACUUCAGCAUAGAUGCAGAUGUUGUACUGACAAACCCAAAGACUUUAAAGAUACUGAUAGAACAGAACAGAAAGAUAAUUGCUCCGCUUGUAACUCGUCAUGGGAAGCUUUGGUCCAAUUUCUGGGGUGCUUUGAGCCCAGAUGGCUACUAUGCUCGUUCAGAAGAUUACAUUGAUAUUGUCCAAGGGAACAGAGUAGGAGUAUGGAAUAUACCUUAUAUGGCUAAUAUAUACUUGAUUAAGGGCCAAACUCUCAGAUCAGAGAUGAAAGAGAAGAACUACUUCAUGCGUGAUAAGCUGGAUCCUGAUAUGGCUCUCUGCAGGAAUGCCAGGGAAAUGACAUUACAAAGGGAAAAAGACUCCCCUUCUUCGGAAACAUUCCAUAUGCUCAGACCCCCAAAGGGUGUUUUCAUGUACAUUACGAACAGACACGAAUUUGGAAGACUUAUCUCCACAGCCAAUUAUAACACCUCCCACUACAACAAUGACCUCUGGCAGAUAUUUGAGAAUCCUGUGGACUGGAAGGAAACUUACAUAAAUCCCAACUAUUCAAAGAUCUUCACUGAUAAUAUAGUAGAACAGCCGUGUCCAGAUGUUUUUUGGUUUCCCAUAUUUUCUGACACUGCUUGUGAUGAAUUGGUAGAAGAAAUGGAACACUUUGGACAGUGGUCUGGUGGAAAACACCAAGACAGCCGUAUUUCUGGCGGUUAUGAAAAUGUCCCAACUGAUGAUAUCCAUAUGAAGCAAAUUGGACUGGAUAACGAAUGGCUGCACUUCAUAAGAGAGUUCAUUGCACCAGUAACAUUAAAAGUGUUUGCUGGUUAUUAUACCAAGGGAUAUGCUUUAUUGAAUUUUGUUGUAAAAUAUAGCCCUGACAGACAACGAUCGCUCAGACCUCAUCACGACUCCUCUACAUUCACAAUCAACAUUGCACUCAACAAAGUAGGAGAGGAUUUUCAAGGAGGUGGAUGUAAAUUUCUUAGGUACAACUGCUCCAUUGAAUCACCAAGGAAAGGAUGGAGUUUUAUGCACCCAGGAAGACUUACUCAUUUACAUGAAGGACUUCCUAUCUUGAAUGGCACAAGAUACAUUGCAGUAUCAUUUAUUGACCCUUAAUUUUAUUGUUUUGCCCUCUUCAACAUCAGUGUUCGGUUCCUUACAUAAACAUUUAUUUAUAGUUUUCUUCUGGAAGAUGGUGAUACACGAAGUUACUGUUCUCAGACAGCAAUGUUAUUUUGGGCUAAAAGAAUGAAAAAACAAACUGUUUUUAAAUUGUUGAAGAUUUCUCAAUAUGUGCUCUGAGCCUUGAGUUACAAAGUAAACGUGUCCUGCUUAUUUUUCCAUUCUGCUGUCUUGAAGAAUAGGUAAGGAAGGAAAAUGGAAAAAUAUUUUAUAAUUAAUUCUUCCUUUGUUGGGAAAAAAACAUUCUAGAUACAAAAUUACCUGAAAAAAUUAUUGUGGUUUCCAUUCUGUAAGUGACACACCUGAAGUUGUGUGGUAUGUGUAUUUGGUACCAAUCGAUUAAAAAACACAGCAUAAAAACAGUAUGGAGUGGAUGUCAUAUACAGUCAUUGGGAGUUAAGCAAUAAUUCCAUCAGCUGGCAUAUACUGAAGGGAAAACAGCUUGGUAACAUGUCUUCUUAAUUCAUUUUCAUCGUUAGAGGAGAAAAAAAAUUGCAAAGAAGGAGUAACAAAUAAUUUAGCUAAGAAAAAAAUGUUUUCAUCAUUUGUUUUAAGAACUCAUCUUCUUGGAAAUUUAUUUUUCUUCACUAAGUGACCUUCCUUUCAAAUGAGUUAUUUUUCUAAAUGUGUAAUUGCACCCAAUUGAUGCUGGAAAUUUGAUGUUUAUUUUCACAGAGCUGACAAAUUCUAAUAGCGGGAUAUUUUGUAAAGACAAUUUUCUAUUAUUUAAAAUUACUUGAAUUUUCUAUCAGGAAAAUGAAAUUGCGGAAGCCUCUUUUAAAUCGAAGGAUCUUAACUUGCCAUUUGUUUUAAAGAAAUCCGUUUAAAAUAAUCCUACUGUAUCUACUGUUUGUAAUUUAAAGAAACUUGAAGCAAACUAUCUCAAAGUCUACCUUGCCAAAAUGCACAACGUGUUGGAAAAACUUGUGAAAAAUAAAAGGUAAUUUUAAAUUAAAUGUAA
Molecule: messenger RNA, 3211 nt
Organism: Meleagris gallopavo (turkey)
Lineage: Eukaryota; Metazoa; Chordata; Aves; Galliformes; Phasianidae
Source: RefSeq, a predicted model, not a curated record